Planococcus citri (citrus mealybug) is the source of this 2065-nucleotide messenger RNA. Its product is annotated as medium-chain acyl-CoA ligase ACSF2, mitochondrial-like. Gene Ontology annotation, molecular function: medium-chain fatty acid-CoA ligase activity. NCBI's taxonomy places the organism in Eukaryota, Metazoa, Arthropoda, Insecta, Hemiptera, Pseudococcidae. Gene Ontology annotation, biological process: fatty acid metabolic process. Bases 222 to 1973 code for a protein of 583 amino acids. The record is from RefSeq and is a predicted model, not a curated record. The transcript is spliced from 12 exons.
UUGCAUUUCUCAUAAGUAGGUAGGUACGUAAUAAGUUGGUUUGGUAGUUUGGUUACAAACACGUCGUGUAGUGUUUAUUCUUUCGAGUAAUUUGCAAAGGUCGAAUAAACCUAUCAGUUGGGUAGGUAUUCAAAAUCAUUUUCAAUUUCCCAUUCAGUUGUUUCUUUCACGUUGAUCUUACAAGAGUGCAUCAUCGGUGCAGAUUUAAUAUCUACAGCGAUAUGAGUUGUACUAGGAAUAAAUACGAAUUCAUGAAGGAACAAAAGCCAAGUUACUACAAAGGAGAUUCCUCCCAACCUCUGAAAACGGUUACAAUUGGCCAAACGAUUGAACAAGCUGCCCGAGAACAUCCCAAUGAAACAGCUAUACUAAUCCACGAAGGACAAAAAUUAACCUACUCAGAGGUUCUGGAAAUGGUUGACACUUUGGCAGCAGCGUUGAUGAAUUUGGGCUUGAAACGAGGCGAACAUGUGGCCAUUUGGGGAUUCAAUACUAUCGAGUGGUAUUUAUCGUUUUUGGCUGCACACAGAGCUGGAAUUGUUGUGGUAAAUUUGAAUCCACUAAUUGAAGGUCCAGAAGUUUUGGCUUGUUUGAAUUCGGGCGACGUGAAAGCAGUGAUCAUGGAUGAAAAGCUCAACGACCGUAAUUUCUACGAUAUUCUAAAAAGUGUCAUACCAGAUAUCCUAGAACACGAUUACAAUACCCACAUCACUACCAAAUUUGCACCAUUACUCGAGACUGUAGUGAUGUGUAGCGAGACACCCUACAAAGGUGCAUUCAGAUGGAAAGAUUUAUUUGCCACAGCGACUGAAAAACAAAUACAAAAUGUCAAAAGCAUUCAAAACGAAAUCAGCCCUUUCGACAUUUGCAAUAUUCUCUUCACUUCGGGAACCACAAGUAAACCAAAAGGGGUUUUACUAACGCAUUACAAUUUGGUAAAUGAUUCCAUAUGUGUUGGGAAUCGCUUAGAGCUAUUCAAAAAGAAAGGACGAGUCUUAUGUCAAAUUCCAUUUUUUCACGUAUAUGGUAUGGUGGUUGGAAUUUUCGCACCCAUUGUAACAGGCUCUACAAUCGUCAUAGCAGGCGUUAAAUUUAGUCCAAAUAAAUCAAUAGACUCGAUCGUCGCAGACAAAUGCACUGUGGUUUGUGGCACUCCAACAAUGUUCAUUGAUAUCAUUAGGAUAAUGAAAAAUAAAGCUCAAGAUGAUCCUCAAAUAUACGAAAAACUGUCCUCAGUUCAGCGAAUUAUUAACGGAGGAGCAUCAAUUUUGCCAGACACAAUCGUGCAAUUGAAAGCGUUAUUUACAAAUGCUAAAUUCUCGAGUGGUUAUGGUAUGACAGAAACUUCUUCAGGUACAUUCAUGUCAUUACCAGAUGAUCCAGAAGAAGUUCUUCAUUCGACUGUUGGAUAUGUUUUUGAUCAUAUGGAAGCCAAAGUUAUUGACGAAAACAAUGAAUUAGUACCAUUUGGCACACCGGGAGAAAUGUGCUUCAGAGGAUACAUGGUGAUGAAGGGAUACUACAAAGAACCAGAAAAAACUAGAGCAGUAUUAUCAGAAGAUGGAUGGUUUCGUAGCGGAGACAGAUUUGUAUUGCUAGAAAAUGGAUAUGCUCAGAUAGUUGGCCGUAUUAAGGAUAUAAUUAACAGAGGGGGAGAAAAUAUCGAACCUAAAGAAAUAGAAGGUGUAAUUAUCAAACAUCCAGAAGUCAUUGAUGUACAAGUAUAUGGAGUAAGUGAUGCACGACUGGGUGAAAAAGUAGCAGCAGCUUUAAUCAAAACAGAAGAUUCGAAAUUGAGUGAACAAGAUGUGAAAAAAUAUUGCCAAGGGACGAUCGCAUCGUAUAAAAUUCCAGAAUACGUGAUUUUCUGCGAAAAUUACCCGAAAACUGCUUCUGGAAAAAUACAAAAAUUCAAACUGAAAGAAAGUACUGAAAAAGAACUCGAGGAAAAAAUGAAACAAUGUUGUAUAUAAGUUUCCAUUUGUUUAAUAUACCUAUAAGCUGACAUCUGUGAAAAUUACUUUAUCUGUUAAUUACUCAAAUAAACACCGAGCAGAAAUGUGAA